Molecule: messenger RNA, 2384 nt
Organism: Syngnathus acus (greater pipefish)
Lineage: Eukaryota; Metazoa; Chordata; Actinopteri; Syngnathiformes; Syngnathidae
Product: protein transport protein Sec61 subunit alpha-like 1
Exons: 12
Coding region: 127-1557 (476 amino acids)
Biological process (GO): post-translational protein targeting to membrane, translocation; SRP-dependent cotranslational protein targeting to membrane, translocation
Cellular component (GO): membrane; Sec61 translocon complex
Molecular function (GO): signal sequence receptor activity; ribosome binding; transmembrane protein transporter activity
Source: RefSeq, a predicted model, not a curated record
UGGUGACGUGUCUGUUGUGCUUGUCAGUACACACGCACACGCCCGGCCGGUGUCGACCCAGAUUGAUCGCUGUGCUGGACUGUCUAUUUUAACAAUCAGGACAAUCAGGUGGACAUUCGGGACACCAUGGGUAUCAAAUUCUUGGAAGUGAUCAAGCCAUUCUGCGCAGUUUUGCCAGAAAUCCAAAAACCUGAAAGAAAGAUCCAGUUCAGGGAGAAGGUUCUAUGGACCGCCAUCACACUCUUUAUCUUCCUGGUUUGCUGCCAAAUCCCUCUCUUUGGCAUCAUGUCAUCAGACUCUGCAGAUCCAUUUUACUGGAUGAGAGUGAUUCUGGCCUCCAAUCGAGGCACAUUGAUGGAGUUGGGCAUCUCCCCUAUUGUCACCUCCGGCCUGAUCAUGCAACUCCUUGCUGGGGCUAAAAUCAUCGAAGUUGGAGACACACCCAAAGACAGAGCCCUUUUUAAUGGAGCGCAGAAACUGUUUGGAAUGAUCAUCACCAUUGGCCAGGCUAUUGUUUACGUGAUGACUGGCAUGUAUGGUGACCCCUCAGAGAUGGGAGCUGGAAUCUGUCUGCUCAUCAUCAUUCAGUUGUUUGUGGCCGGGCUGAUCGUACUGCUGCUGGAUGAGCUGCUCCAAAAAGGCUACGGUCUUGGCUCGGGCAUCUCACUGUUCAUCGCAACCAACAUUUGCGAAACCAUCGUUUGGAAGGCUUUCAGCCCUACCACUGUGAACACCGGCAGAGGCACAGAAUUUGAGGGAGCCAUCAUCGCCCUUUUCCAUCUGCUGGCAACCAGGACGGACAAAGUGCGCGCCCUGAGAGAGGCCUUCUACAGACAGAACCUGCCCAACCUCAUGAACCUCAUUGCCACCGUCUUUGUUUUUGCCGUAGUCAUAUAUUUUCAAGGAUUCAGAGUUGAUCUGCCAAUCAAGUCGGCUCGCUACCGCGGCCAGUACAACACUUACCCCAUCAAGCUCUUCUACACCUCCAACAUUCCCAUCAUCCUGCAAUCAGCGCUGGUCUCCAACUUGUACGUCAUAUCCCAGAUGCUGUCCACACGCUUCAGUGGCAACUUCUUGGUCAAUCUGCUCGGAACGUGGUCUGACGCUUCAAGUGGCGGUCCAGCUCGGGCGUAUCCCGUGGGUGGUCUUUGUUACUACCUCUCCCCGCCUGAGUCAUUUGGAUCAGUUCUAGAGGAUCCAGUGCACGCCGUUAUCUAUAUUGCCUUCAUGCUCGGAUCAUGCGCUUUCUUCUCCAAAACCUGGAUCGAAGUCUCGGGCUCCUCCGCAAAAGAUGUGGCAAAACAGCUGAAAGAGCAGCAGAUGGUGAUGAGGGGACACAGGGAGACUUCCAUGGUUCACGAACUCAACAGGUACAUUCCGACUGCGGCUGCAUUCGGCGGGCUGUGUAUUGGCGGGCUGUCGGUCAUGGCUGACUUCCUCGGCGCUAUCGGCUCCGGCACGGGAAUCCUUUUGGCUGUCACCAUCAUUUAUCAGUACUUUGAGAUUUUUGUCAAAGAGCAGAGUGAAGUAGGCAGUCUAGGAGGAUAUUUCUUUUAGAAGUUCCCACGUUUGAGCAACUCUUAUCAGCGUCUUGCGUAUUUUUGACACCUUUUGUGAAGCACUCCCCUCAUCAGCUUCCCGUCAGUAGGACUUUUUGGAUUCUCACAUCAAAUGAUGUGUCGGACGUGUGAGAUGACAGAAUUUGUGCUACCUCCAUUCAUCCUCAAAAAGACAUGGCAGUUGAAUUUUUUUUGCUCCAUUUUGAAGCUCCCCAAUAUUCAUUUAAAGACUGCCUUUGUGAGGGGCAUUGAGGUUUUUUGAUUUAUUUCUUUGACCGACAUGAUAGAACUUCAGUAUGCGGGCAUGCUGGGAUGAUGGUGCCCCAAUUCUUGCUGUGCGCAUGACAACCUUCUCACAGAGCUUAUACAUUCUUAAUCCACUUUGCUUUUUUUUCCUGAUGAGCUGCAAAUUUUAAGAAGGUGCAAGAAGCUGGCUGAACUGUGUCAGAUCUUAGCAAUUGAUGCUUCUCUGGGCGUUUUUAAUGGAACACAAUGUAAGUGAAGAAAAAAGGAUGUGAGGUUUACAUUUGUGUCUGGCAGGAAUUCCAACUGCUUCUUUCAUAAAAAGGCAAUCCCGAGAGCUUCAGUAUUAACUCAGUGGUCAUAUUCAUGUUCUUAAUAUUUCCUUUGUUUUUAUUGUCUGUUUCGAGAAACAUUUUGUCACCGGUUAACCCCCCCCCCACCCCCCCUCGACAGAUAAUUUAUUGUUUUGUGUACAUAGGCAAUGUGGAAUUCUUUUAAGUGUAUAAUAGUCUUUGGAAUAUGUAAAAACAUGAAAACAUUUCAGAACGAACAUUUGCAAAUAAAACAAUUUUUGGAAAAAAA